AAAUGGCACCCCAGGCAGACAGAGAGUGACUCCAAGAGAGAGAAGAAGAGGAACCAAACAAAGAGUGAAUCAACUGCUAGCUUCCCCUCAUUAACACAUUUCCAUCUGAAUUUCCCAGUCUCCCUUCUGAAUCUCCGCCCUUGUCUACUAUCCCACUUAUGCCCGAAGGUUACUUGUACUAUGAUCUUCUCUCACGUCUGCUUCCAAUUCCAAGAGAAGAUGGAGGAAGAAAAGAAAGAAGGGAGCAAAGAGGAAAAGAAAACAGAAGAGGUAAAGGAUGAGAAGAAGGAAGGAGAAGAAGAAGCAAGCCCAGAGAUAGUGCUCAAGGUCGACAUGCAUUGUGAGGCCUGUGCCAGGAAAGUCGCGAGAGCAUUGAAAGGAUUUGAAGGAGUGGAGGAGGUAACUGCAGACAGCAAGAGAAGUAAGGUGGUGGUGAAGGGGAAAGCAGCAGAUCCCAUGAAGGUGUGUGAGAGACUGCAAAAGAAAAGUGGGAGAAAAGUGGAGCUGAUUUCGCCAUUGCCAAAACCUCCAGAGCAGAAGAAGAAACAAGAAGAAGAAAAAGAAAGCAAAGACAAAGAGGCGCAGCCCCAGGAGAAAAAAGAGGAGGCCCCACCUGUGGUAACAGUGGUGCUCAAGGUUGGGAUGCAUUGUGACGCAUGUGCUCAAGAUAUUCAGAAGCGAAUCCGCAAGAUUCAAGGAGUAGAAUCAGUGGAAACAGACUUGGGAAAUGAUAGAGUGGUGGUGAAAGGGGCGGUUGAACCGAGUAAGCUAGUUGAAUAUGUGUGCAAGCGAACUGGGAAGCAAGCUUCCAUAGUGAAGGAUGAAGAAAAGAAGGAGGAAGACAAGAAAGAAGAUGAUAACAAGAAAGAAGAUAAGAAGAAAGAAGAUGAACACGAAAAAGAUGACGACAAUGAUGAAACUGAUAUCAUCAAGAGGAUGGAAUACUGGCCUUCCAAAUACUUCACCGACUAUGCUUAUGACCCUCAGAUCUUCAGUGAUGAAAAUCCCAAUGCUUGCUCUGUUAUGUGAAACACGCACUUCUUCUGCUUUUAGUUUUUUUUUUUUUCUUUUUUUCCUGUAUAUUGUUAGUUGGAAGGUCAUUAACUCAAACAAUUUUCUGCCCUGCUGCUACAUAGUGUUUUGAGUGUUCGUAGGGCUUAUGCUUCUCUUGACCUUUUUUAAGUACUGACAAAACUUGAAGCUUGAAGUGUUUGUUGCAAAAUUCUGCGACAGAAUUGUGUUUA
Messenger RNA from Prosopis cineraria, 1244 nucleotides. RefSeq names its product heavy metal-associated isoprenylated plant protein 7-like. Gene Ontology annotation, molecular function: metal ion binding. NCBI's taxonomy places the organism in Eukaryota, Viridiplantae, Streptophyta, Magnoliopsida, Fabales, Fabaceae. The record is from RefSeq and is a predicted model, not a curated record. Bases 181 to 1029 code for a protein of 282 amino acids. The transcript is spliced from 6 exons.